GCACAUCAAGACGGCCGUAUCCGCGUAUGGAACCGAUCCCCCCGCUCCGGCCUCCAUCGCCUCGUGGACACCCUCCCCACCACUGCCGAUCGUCUCCUUCGAUUUCCCCUCCCAAAAAACCACAUAACGAUCCGUCGCCACCACAAACGGCUCUGGAUUGAGCACGCGGAUGCUGUAUCUGGAAUCGUCUCCCAGGCUUCCGGCCUCCUCUACUCUGUUUCAUGGGACAAAACCCUCAAGAUCUGGUCGGUCUCCGCCCUUCGAUGUCUGGAAUCGAUAUCGGCGCACGAUGACGCCGUAAACGCCGUGGUUGUCGCAGAGGACGGCACCGUGUAUACGGGAUCGGCGGAUCGGAGGAUUCGGGUUUGGGCGCGACUGGAUGGAGCGAAGAAGCAUGAGCUGGUAGCGACGCUUGAUCGGCAUCGAUCGGCGGUGAACGCGCUGGCGCUGAGCAGUGAUGGUUCGAUUCUGUAUUCCGGGGCUUGCGACCGGUCGGUUUUAGUGUGGGAGAGGGAAGAGAAGGUAGGUUGCAUGAAGGUCACCGGAGCUCUGCGGGGGCAUGAGAGGGCGAUUCUUUCGCUCGCUUGUGACGGGGAGAUUGUCGUGAGUGGCUCUGCUGAUGGGGUUGUGAGGGUUUGGAGAAGGGAUGGGAUAAGGAGGGCGUAUGAUUGCCUGGCGGUAAUGGAGGGCCACGCAAAGGGCGUGCGGUCGCUUGUGCUGGUGAGGAUGCCUGUGUCCGGCGGAGAUCGGGGAGGUUCCGGUGAAGAGGAGUAUAGAGUUUGCAGUGGGAGUUUGGAUGGAGAGGUUAGGGUUUGGCGGCUUCUUAUCUUUUCCUACUGAAGUUUAAUCAGCAGCAAGCAUGCUGGAUUAAUUCUGGAGCUAGUCUUUGGAGAGCAAAUAUUAUUUGUGUGGUCGGCUCGAUUACAUGUCCGAAUGAUGAUUUGAAUGAGCUAUCAACUGUGUGAUUGUUUCGGACCUUCGUCUGUACGUACAGUGCGGCACCUUCGAUGGAUAUUGAUUGCUCUUUAAUAAGUUGGAGAUUAUCUUGAGAUUUUUCUCAUGACCUUAAUAUAGAAAUGAUAUUGCAUCUGCAAUCUGGACGUAAAAUUAUGCCCGGAUAAUAGACCUGAUACACCGGCUGGAGCGGAGGAGGAAAAAAAAAAACAAACUCCCCUAGUGUAUCACGUCCGUUAUCCAAUCGUAGUUUGCGUCCGGCCUCCAGAGGUAAUAUUUUUUUUCUUAA
Phalaenopsis equestris is the source of this 1243-nucleotide messenger RNA. Its product is annotated as protein JINGUBANG. The annotation marks the transcript as partial. NCBI's taxonomy places the organism in Eukaryota, Viridiplantae, Streptophyta, Magnoliopsida, Asparagales, Orchidaceae. Gene Ontology annotation, molecular function: protein binding. The transcript has a single exon. The record is from RefSeq and is a predicted model, not a curated record.